AUGGACGGUUGCCAAUUCUCUCUGCUCCUUCUGUUGUUCGUCAACGUCGAUCUUCUGCAGGGACAAGUGGAGAGAGGUUGCGCAGGCAGGUCUAGGGCUGACCCCUUCAAGCCCACGUGCAGGAAAGGCGAGAAGUGCAUUGAACUGGGAGUGAAGAACUUUACCGUUUACGUGGAGGACCAUUGCGUAAGUGAAAUGUCGCCCAUUUCUGUGCGAUUUCCUGUUUCCACCCGCAUGCACAUUCGCCGCUCUUAUUCCACCAACCCUAUUUUCAGGACUAUGCGCCCCCGUACGAUUACAUGAGCGUUGUAUCGAGUGAGUUGUGUGUUGCACGGUUUAUGUACAAAUUUAGGAUACGAAGGCGGACAAUUGUACAAGUAUGAUAAGGUUCAGCGAAAAACGGGCAAACGCGCGUAAGAGUUUGUCAACUUCUUUGUUUCGUUCCUGUUUCUAAGCUAACAAAAAAAUUUUAGGAACAUACCACCUCUCAGUUGGUCUUCCCGCCACCAGAUCCCAUCCGACCAUGAUCCGCAGUUCUUCGCGCAGCUGUUCACGAACAGCGUCGAGAUUGUCUCAAUGGGGUAAGUCCGAAAAAAACCGGAGCUUAACGACCUGCGUGGGUGGGUACAACCUAAAUCAUUACUGAUAUCCCUAACUUUUUAGCAGAAAACUCGUUAGAUGGAUGUAUAGAGACGUUCAUCGCAUCCAAACGGAACUGACUUCUCCGUUGUCCCUUGACCAAGUGCAGCGCGCCUUUGUCUACAAGGAGUACCUGUUCCUCAGUCCGAAGAAAGCCGUCGACUUUAGACUUCUCUACGAGAGGACGGGGCCCUUUGAUGGCGAUAUAAACAGACCAGGACUACUUCGGGAGAAAGAUGUUGGUCUGAUCGACACCUCGAGCAUCCCCAACGAACACAUUGACAGGGAUUUCCUUGCCCUGAUUCGCAAGAAAUGCUUUGUAAGUUUUGGAAAUCUAAUAAACACUACUAAAAUGCGAAAAAAGAGGCAAAGUGCACUGUGCGCCGCGACAAAAAGUCUACGAACUUUGUGAUAGUCCUACGCGAGCGACUCCGUUGACAAUGGAAAAAUAUUUUUCUCGAAUUAUUUUAUUUCCUUUGUCAAUUGUGACACUUCGUUCGGACGAAACUCAAAAAUGGGCGGGAGAUUUUUUUGUUCUAUUUCGGGUUUCCGUGUGCAGCGGCGAUGAAAGGCGGAAAAAAGUGUACGCAUUUUAUAAAAAUUCUUGCCGCUGGAGCCUGCCUGUAUUUUCGUAUUUAAGAACCCUGGUAAGUACUGUUCGUUGGAUAUCAAGACGGAAUCCUUGGACCUGCAAGAUUACCCAGUGGCCUUCACCUACGAUGAUCUGGUUCUGGAGUCCACUUGGUUUCAGUAAGUUUACCUGCUCAUUUGUUAUGCCCACCUCUAGAAGAAAGUGCGAAAUGCUUCCGAUGUACCGUAUUCGGCACAAGAAAACGGCUCCGAAGUAAGUGGAAUAUUGAGUAGGUUGAUUUGGAACUUUUAGCGUGAUUUUCGACUUCCCCAAUAUUGAGACCCUCGUAACGCAUGGAGAAAUCCUUAACUGGACGUAUUUAAUAUCACGCACGUAAGUCUUUGAUGCCCUUGGAGUAAUUCCCUUGAAAUUCUUUUUUGAAGAGAAACACUUUCCGUGUAAACCUUUUCUUUUUUUUUAGGGAGUCUAAAAUGUAUAACUACACAAGACGUGGUCUCCUGCCUAUUAUCCAGCCGAACGAUCCCUUCUACAAUUUGGUCAAACAGUUCACAACUCCCGCCCCAACGACUACACCUCGCCCACCACCAGCCACCACCACUCUGAAGCCCGUCCCGGCCGGUCCCGCCCCAAAAUUCCUUGAAAUUGAGGAGGACACGGGGGAAUUUGAGAGCGACAGCGUGAUCCAACCCCCAAUCUCGAAGAAUGGACCGGCGAUCUCGCGUCUUCCCGUCGUCUAUUACAUGUUUGGCUAUAUCACUGUUCACUUGCAGGUUUACAUUAUGUAA
Messenger RNA from Bursaphelenchus xylophilus (pine wood nematode), 2016 nucleotides. Lineage: Eukaryota; Metazoa; Nematoda; Chromadorea; Rhabditida; Aphelenchoididae. The record is from the annotation of a GenBank genome assembly.